Molecule: messenger RNA, 1867 nt
Organism: Oldenlandia corymbosa var. corymbosa
Lineage: Eukaryota; Viridiplantae; Streptophyta; Magnoliopsida; Gentianales; Rubiaceae
Source: the annotation of a GenBank genome assembly
UGGAAUCUCAAGAAGAAUGCCUUGACUUUCACAGCUCUUCCGUGCAAAUUCUUUCUUUCUUUUUGGGGGGGCUCUUGAUUCUCUUGAUUUUCCCUCUAUAUCUAUCUAAUCGAGUUCAUCGGGUUUCUCCAUUAGCAAACAAUUUAUUCAUGAAAUGGCUCAAAUCAAACAUUUCUUUGUUCUCUCUAUUCUUCUAGCCAUAAUUUUUUCAUCAUUCAACGCAUUAAUAGUCACAGCUCAAGUUGGAGUAUGCUAUGGCCAAGGUGGUAACAAUCUCCCACCUCCAUCAAAAUCGAUUCAAUACCUCCAAAAGCUGAAUGCAGCCAGUGUGAAGAUCUAUGAUGCUGAUUCAAACAUUCUCAAUGCCCUCAAAGGUACCAAUCUUACCAUCUCAAUUAUGGUCAAAAAUGAAAUUCUUGCCAAUAUUUCUUCAAACCAAAACAUUUCGGACCAAUGGGUUCAAACCAAUGUACUUCCUUUCUAUCCUCAAACCAAAAUCACCACCGUCUUAGUCGGAAACGAGAUUUUAAGCCCAUGGAACAAACAAUAUUGGUUUUACCUUGUUCCUGCCAUGAAGGCAAUUUAUCAAUCUCUCAAAAACUUUCGUCUUCACAGCGCUAUCAAAGUUAGCACUCCACUCUCAAUGGAUUGUUUGGAAUCUUCAAUUUCAAGGCCUUCUAAUGGUACAUUUAGGUCUGACAUUAGUAAAGUCAUGAAACCAUUGGUACACUUCUUGAACUCCUCCAAAUCCUCUUUCUUUGUGGAUAUCUAUCCUUAUUUCGAAUGGGUUAUGAAGCCAGGAAGCAUUAGUCUCGACUACGCAUUGUUGUCGGCUAAAAGUGCUUCUUUUAAGGAUCCGGUCUCGGGUUUGAGCUACGCUAACAUCGUGGAUCAAAUGCUGGAUUCGUUGGUUUUCGCAAUGACCAAACUCGGGUACCCCAAUGUUUCAUUCUCUAUAGCUGAAACCGGUUGGCCAAAUGGUGGCGAUUAUGAUGACAUCGGAGCAAGCAUAUACAAUGCUGCCACCUACAACCGCAAUUUGGUGAAGAAGUUCACGGCCAAGCCUCCGUUGGGAACUCCGGCCAGGCCGGGUGUUAGUAUCCCGGUGAAUAUUUUUGCCUUGUACAACGAAAAUCAAAAGCCCGGACCAGGUAUAGAGCGCCACUUCGGGUUGUUGUAUCCUAAUGGAACCAAUGUAUAUGAUAUAGAUUUGUCGGGAGGGACACCGGAUUGGACUUACAAUCCGCUGCCCCAACCCACUAACAAUGAACCUUAUAAAGGUAAGAUUUGGUGUGUGGUAUCUAAAGGUGCAAAAUGGAGCCAAUUACAAAGCGCCGUGGAUACUAUUUGUGGGCAGGAUAAUAGCACUUGUGCAGCCAUUCAGCCUGGUGGGAGUUGUUACAAGCCUAAUUGGUUCCUCUUACACGCAAGUUACGCAUUUAGCUCUUAUUGGGCUCGAUACAGGAACAACGGCACCACGUGCUUCUUCAAUGGUCUCGCCGUUGAAACUACCAAGGAUCCAAGUUAUAUGUCUUGCCAGUUUCCCAGUGUAAAUCUCUGACUGAUCAGAGUUUAUACUCCAAGACAUUGACACACAUCAUUUGUAAAAUUAUACAGCAUUUAUUUUUUAUUUUUUCUAAGAACUUAGAGGGAUUUUUUUUUUUUAUCUAUUGUUUUGUGGUUCAUGCGGUACUAUUUUUCCGAGAGAAUAUGAAUGAUCUUCUGGUAAAGGGCUAAACGCAGCUAGUCCUACCAAAGAUGCUCUUCUUUACAGCUUAAUUAGCAUGCAAAGGUUAACGCUUAAGAUUUCUCUUCAUCUCUCUAGGAUUAUUCAAGUACUAAUAUGUAUGAUUUUCUUAGGUUUCCC